Esox lucius (northern pike) is the source of this 5914-nucleotide messenger RNA. It is a transcript of the gene lingo3a, whose product is annotated as leucine rich repeat and Ig domain containing 3a. The record is from RefSeq and is a predicted model, not a curated record. Bases 847 to 2664 code for a protein of 605 amino acids. Gene Ontology annotation, cellular component: plasma membrane. Gene Ontology annotation, molecular function: protein binding. The transcript is spliced from 3 exons. NCBI's taxonomy places the organism in Eukaryota, Metazoa, Chordata, Actinopteri, Esociformes, Esocidae.
GAUCUUGAUAAAAGCCUUAAUCCUAAAUCCAUCAUUUUGUUUCCAUCUGGCCCUUUGUGGAUCAGCCAAAUCUUUGUCGAUGUUUCUCUUGUUUACCAGCCUUUUGAGAGGAUCCCUAAGCCGUCCGUGUGCUUGAGAAGUGAGUUGUGAAGCUAAACAGCCGUGGUAGCAGGGAGGGAACAACAGCCCAUACAAGCUCUACUGAACAGCAGCAGCAGGGUUCUCUCUUCCUCACACACAUUCGCUCCCAUAGUGAAAGAGCCCAGCGAUACCAGGCUGUUCCUAUGGCAGAGCUCACGCCUCUCCUAGACACAAAGCCCUGUUUCCGAUGGGAAUCAGAAGCUGACUGUUGAACACAAAGAAGAGCGUGAGAGAGAGGGAGGCAGAGACAGGGGGAGGGAGGGAAAGACGCUUCCGUUGCCUUUUCGUUUCCUCACAGAGGCAGAGGGAGAUCAUAGAUGCAUUAUAGACAGAGAGGGAGCGAAGGGAUUGCAGUCAGGCUCAGCUGCUGAUUCCCCUAGCUGGGGGCUCAGUGACUGUUUGUCAUUUUAGGAAGCUGGCGGAGCAACGCUACAAUCUAGCUCCCACACUUCAGGCAGACCGCAGAACCAGAAACACACGGGCAGCAGACACGCAGAACCAGAGACAUACGGCAAACAGAAACACUGAAAGAGGACCAGGCUUUCGAAUGUAGAUGGACCACCGGUUAGUCCUGGCCAUGACCAGGAGUCACCGUGACCGCACCAAGAUGAGUGGACUACGUGAAGUUCACUUCAGUUAGGUUUCCUUUUCAAAGUGUCUGAUGCAGUGAUCCAGCCCCAGCGGUGAGGAGGUAGAGAGGUGGGCAUGGCAACUGGUCCCGGGCUGGAGUGGCCUGGCCUGCUCCUGCUGUUGAUGACUACUGUGGCCACUCAGAGCCAAGGCUGUCCCCAGCGCUGUGAGUGCCAGGCCAAGCUCAAGUCUGUGGCCUGUCAGGGCAAGCGCCUGUCUGCCCUGCCUGACGGCAUCUCCGCGGACACGCGCCUGCUGGACCUGAGCGGGAACAGGCUUCGCUCGGUGGAGCAUGGGGACCUCCUGUCCUAUCCUCGGCUGGAGGAGCUGGACCUGAGUGAGAACGUCAUCAGUGUCCUGGAGCCCAAUGCCUUCUCCAGCCUCCAGAGCUUGAGGGUCCUGUCGCUGAGGGGGAACCAGCUUAAGCUGGUCCCCAUGGGAACAUUCUCACGCCUCACCAACCUUACUACAUUGGACUUGAGUGGGAAUAAAAUUGUUAUCCUUUUGGACUUCACCUUCCAGGACCUGAAGAGCCUAAAAAAUCUGGAGGUUGGUGACAAUGACCUGGUCUACAUCUCCAACAAGGCCUUCCUGGGCCUGGUUGGGCUGAAGGAGCUCACCAUUGAAAGGUGUAACCUGACUUCCAUCUCCAGCCAGUCUCUGUCCUACCUCCGCAACCUGGUGACUCUGCGCCUGCGCUACCUCAGUAUCUCCUCCUUGGAGGACCAGAACUUCCGUAAGCUGGGUGGGCUGAGGGGGCUGGUGAUUGACCACUGGCCCUUCCUGGAGCACAUCUCUCCUCACAGUCUUCAGGGCCUGAACCUGUCCUGGCUGUCCAUCACUAACACCAACAUCACUUCAGUUCCCACAGCCGCCCUGCGCAGCUUGGCCCACCUGACCACCCUCAACCUUUCCUACAACCCCAUCUCUGUGCUGGAGUCCUGGGCACUCAGAGACCUGGUCCGGCUGAAGGAGCUGCAUCUGGUCAGCACCAAGCUGACGACGGUGCAACCGUAUGCCCUUGGCGGCCUUCGGCAGAUCCGCGUUCUUAACCUGUCCACUAACUCCCUGGUGACCCUGGAAGAGGGCUCCUUCCAGUCUGUCAACACCCUGGAGACACUGCGUGUGGAUGGCAACCCUCUGUCCUGUGACUGCAGGUUGCUCUGGAUCCUCCAGCGUAGGAAAACCCUGAACUUUGAUGGGAAGUCCCCAGUAUGUGCAGGCCCAAUGGAGGUGCAGGGCCGAGCCCUUAGCGCCUUCUCAGACUCUGCCCUCUUUGACCACUUUACCUGUCAGAAGCCCAAGAUACGCAACAGGAAGCUGCAGCCGGUGACUGCCAGGGAGGGCCAAGUGGUGUCCUUUGUUUGCCAGGCAGAGGGAGAGCCCACGCCCAUCAUUUUCUGGGUUUCUCCGCAGCGCCGGCGUAUCACUACUAAAAGCAUUGGACGGGUCACAGUCCUUCCAGAGGGAACACUGGAGAUCCGCUAUGCCCAAGUGACAGACAGCGGCACUUACAUAUGCAUCGCCAGCAAUGCUGGAGGCAACGCUACCUACUUUGCCACGCUGACCGUAAACGCACUGCCUCUGGACGCUGCGCUUGUGGCCAACCGCACAUACUACCCAGGUGACCUCAAUGACACCAAUCUAAAUGACACCAAGGUUUUCCUCAAGUUCACCCUGGACCUCAAGACAAUCCUGAUAUCCACAGCUAUGGGAUGCUGCUUAUUCCUUGGGGUGGUUGUCUUCUGUUUUCUCAUGCUGUUUGCAUGGAGCCGUGGCCGGGGGCAGCACAAGAACAACUUCUCUGUAGAGUAUUCCUUCAGAAAGGUGGAUGGUCCUGCUGCCAGUGGUGGACAAGGAGGGGCUCGAAAGUUCAACAUGAAGAUGAUUUGAUUCUGAAUACAACUUACUCUUUAGAAUUGUAUCGGGACAGAAUUAUGACUUUGGAUUUCAAACUGACUCGGUCAGUUAAGAAGUCAAAUCAUUAAGUCUAUGAAUAUGUUUGUAUUUGUAAAUGUCUGUAUCAACAAACAGUAAACGUAAAUUGAUUUGGUACAGAUAGAUUUUUUUUGUCUCAAAUGCUGUUUGUGUAUUGUUGUCUAUAUUGUGCAGAAGAAUCAAGAAGAUAUAUAAUGAUGUCACCAAAUCCUAUUGACUGUUAAGAUUUAAAACAUAAGACCCCUGCACAGCUCCAUCUGUUUCUCUACAGUGAACCCUCCAUUUCAUGUGACUUCAUUAUUCCACCUGAGCUGAUUGGAAACCAUCUUUCCUCACUCAUGAAUACAUAAUCAUAGGGUGCUCGCUGAAUGCCAAGAACUUGCCAAUACUAAUUUAAACAGAUCAUAUCAUUUGUUUGGUUUUCCCAUAGGAGGACUUCUAAUUUGGUGUAGUGUAAAUGUAAUUAUCUACUUAAGCUGAUUUUAAUCACUGUUGGGUUGUUCUACAGUAUGAGUUACUUUUUAGCAACUUUUUAUAUUUGAAAUAAAGAUUGGAAAGCCUGUUAUUUAAUGAAGUUCCCUACAAUGUAGACCACAUGGAAAUUCAAUAAAUCUGAAUUUGAAUAUUAAUAAGACUUACUAAAGUGCCAAACAUCUUUAUUUUGAUAGGUCCUGCAACAUGUUUUGAGUUCUUGAAAGACUUAACCCAACACGUUAUGACCAUCAUUACAAAUCUGUUAAAACGAAUCCUUUACUAUAUGCCAUGUCUGUCAUAAUUCUUUAGUUUGUGAGCUGUAGUCCUCAUAUGUCUUUGAUAAUUUUUGAGUUUGUGAGCUGAAGCCCUCAUAUGGAAGCCCUGAAAGCCCAAGGCAAAAACAGUGUUUAAAUGUUUCUUGAUUGAACGACUUAGUAACUCAUUUGAAUUGAAAAUCACAGUUUUGGUUGUUACAUUUUUUUACAAACUCAUUCAAAUUAGAUAAAUUCCAUCUCUGGGCUUUAUGCCUUCCAUACACUUAUUUUCCCCAUAAGUGUAUGGAACCUUUAUAUAUAUAUAUAUAUAUAUAUAUAUAUAUAUAUAUUUAAGUAGAAUCCCCGAGUGUAGCCAUUUGCAAGCCAAUGGUGGGAUCUUUGGGCAAAGCAUGCAGUUUUACCAGCAUUUGCAACCCAAACAUAUGGAUGUCUGGUUCAUCAUUCCUCUAAUACAUUACAGCCUAGCCUGGGGGUCUCCAACAGAUGGAUAUUGUGCUAUCAGUAUCCCGGCAGCCACUGAUGAGCAGCUCAAAAAACAAUUGUGAUGGUACAGGCAAUUUUCUCUUGUUCCACAGUCAUACAUUCUUGGUACAUGUAUCAGUUGCUACAGUCCCCCCAGCAUCCUACUAUCUAACAAUGCUGCAGUAAAUGUAGUUUUCCUCUAAACAUUCUUAAACCUGCUUUAGGUGUACCUGACGUGUCAGUAGUAAUUACAUUAUUUGUAUCUAUUAUUUGUAUGAAUUGAAAUUGGCAUUAUUCUACAAAGCCAUCCGAGAUACGUAUUGCACAGAGAAUGUAAUUUCGAAAUGUUUUAGUAGAUUGUAUAAGGUCCCCCUUAAAUGUGCUCAUCAACAUUAGUUUAUUUCAGGUUUAUUGACUUUGCAUUAUAUACUUUCUCUUGUACAUUAAGGAAAAAGCAGCAGUCGAAAGGAGAACAAUUUCCAUAUGCUGUGUGGAAGUAAAAGUAGCUUGUGACAUUUCAUUUGUCAAGUCCCUGUUAUUGCCGAAUGAUUUGGAGACCCCGUGCCCAGGAUGGGGAUCCCACUGGCAAAAAAAACAUUCACUAAAUGACCGACAUGUAAAUGUACAAAAAGUGCACUCAAUUGUCAGAAGUGAUAACCUGCAGAGAAAGGUCUUGAAUACAGUAGAUAGCUGAUAUUGACACUACAAAAAGAAUCAAUCUCUGUAAUACAUUGCCAAACGAUAACCAAGGACACCACACAGAAAAACCUCUAAUGUAAACUACUGCUAUUCAAUGUCAUAAAAUUCUGAUACAUACAAUUUGACUAGUUUCAUAAUGAUGCAAUACAAAGAUUUAUUAAUCAAAGUAUCAUUAUUAAUGGUGAAGCAAGAAAUAUAGAAAAUUGUUCAAUGAUUAUGCACAAAGGUAAAGAUAAUUUCCAUCCAAUAUCCUUAUUCUAGUGUGUUGAGCAAUACACCUACCUGCCCUCAGAUUGAAAAUGUGUACAAACAUUUGACAUAUACAUUACGGUUGGUCGAAUGUAUAUUUCUGUCAUUUUGAAUUACUUGCUUUUGUCUGAUGGAUUUGCCCAAGGUCAAGGGAUCACACUAGAUAGAUACAGUAAAACAAAUGUAAUAUAUUUUUUGUAUAUAUUUUGUAUCUUUAAGAGGUGUUGUGGUUGAUCAUGAUGUGUUGUAAGUCAAAUUUUAUGUGGAUUAUUCUGAAUUUUAUUUUCCUUUGUGGUAAUACCCAGAAAUUGAAAUCAUAUAAGACAGACAACAUUGCACAGAUAUUAGCCCUUUCUGAGUUUUCAAACAACUUAAGAAGGACAAGCUUGCAGUCUAUCAGAUCAGUUUCUUCUUUUAAGCUUGUGGAAGCAGUGGGAGGCCUUGUGACCACCAGUGACAUGGUUUCUCAUCAGGACCCAAGUCUCAGAUGAGAAAGUCUCAGAUAUGCAGGAAAUGCUAAUGAGUGAGACCUUGAAUGAAGGAAGAGAGGUUACAGUGGAAAGGAGCCAGGCUAUGCUAGAGGGCCUUUAGUACCCAACUCACAAGGGCUGACAUCAUUUCAUUUCUGCAGAUGAAUUAGUAUAUGAUCAGAAAGGAUGGAAAGAUAAUUGUGUUCUUAAAAUUGAGCUACUGAAGAUCUUGAAAUUACAGGAUCUCAUCUAAUUUAAUUAUAUUAAAACUAUGAUCCAAAUCUACAAUGCAUAGUUUAUUAGGGAUAGCUCUAGCUUGCACUGUUCUUUCAACACCUACUCAAUAUCUUAUCAGGAACUGUAUUGCUUUGUGUUUAUUGUUUUUAUUUCAUAGAACUUUUAUAUGCUGCUAUUUUGGCCAGGUCCCUUUCGACAGGAUAAAUAGAUUAUAAAAUCAAAUUAUGUCUUUGAUUAUGACAGCAGUACAUUGUAUCUUUAGGAAGGGCAGUUAUUGCUAUGUUUUUAUAAAUCUGUACUAGACAAAACUGUUGAAUAAACUGCCCUUUUAGCACUUUG